AGAGCAUGUUGCUUAGUGGGUGGGCUCUACAAUCACUCUGCCAAUAAUCAGCAUGAGACAGAAAGCAUUAGAAAGGCAUAAAAGAGCGAGAAUCAGGGUUGCUGUCAGUGCGAGGUUUCGAAGACAGAAUCAACAUGAACUUCACUUUUUGUGUCCUAGUGUUAAUCUCUGGUUUAACUCUGGUCCAGAGUGUUGUUGAAACAGAAACGUCUGCUGGAACUCAGUCAUGCUGUCCUGACUCGUCUCUCUUCCACCAAGAGCUCAGUGCUGUGAAAGCAAAACUGGAAGCUGUAGAAACAAAACUGAAAGAGACCGAAAGCCAGGUUCUGGUGCUUAAAGAGAAAGAAGCAUUGAAGGUAGUUUUCAGUGCUGCGACAGGAGGGAAUGGAGCCAUUGGACCCUUCAGCCAACACCAAACGUUGGUCUUCAGAACCGUGAUAACAAAUAUAGGCAGUGCCUACAACCAGCACACUGGUGUCUUCGUUGCUCCCGUUCGAGGAAUAUACCACUUCGCCUUCUAUUAUCACGCCUCAGGAUUACAUCCUUCGUACGUCCACCUGAUGAAGAACAGCGAGAUUGUUGUGUUGAGCUCUGACCAGCAGACAGCGAAUGACGGGGCUGAUAAUGGAGGCAAUGCGGCUCUUCUGGAGCUGCAGCAGGGAGACCAGGUCUACCUCCAGCUAGUAGCCAACAACCACGUCUGGGGAAACAACUACCACACCACGUUCAGCGGCUUUCUGCUGCAUCAAGUCUGAAAAAUGACUGAAUACUGAUAUAAAUUACUUAAACUCUUUGAAUAAACAGAAAUCAAUUAACAUAGUUUUCUUUUUGAUUUGCUAAUCCAUUGAAAGUAUAUAUGUUUAAACUGAACAAAAUAUAAUCCUACAACAAAACUUACUCCCACAUUCCAUGAACAUCACUCGUGAGACUAGUGAAGUCUUUACUUCUCUUUACUUCUCUUUAACUUUAGGCUACUGAUGAGCCACAAAAUACAUUAAAUUAAAAAUGCAAAAAUUAGAAUGUUGUGAAAUUUUGUCUUGUGAAAUCUGUACAUCAUUAAAAUCCAAAAUAAAAGACUAAGAACUGUUGCCUUAUUGAAAGAAAAACAAACAAU
Messenger RNA from Poecilia reticulata (guppy), 1114 nucleotides. Its product is annotated as complement C1q-like protein 2. Gene Ontology annotation, molecular function: protein binding. The record is from RefSeq and is a predicted model, not a curated record. Lineage: Eukaryota; Metazoa; Chordata; Actinopteri; Cyprinodontiformes; Poeciliidae.